Messenger RNA from Micromonas commoda, 2193 nucleotides. RefSeq names its product eukaryotic initiation factor (gene EIF4G). Bases 1 to 2193 code for a protein of 730 amino acids. The record is from RefSeq and is a predicted model, not a curated record. Gene Ontology annotation, molecular function: translation initiation factor activity; protein binding; mRNA binding. The transcript is spliced from 3 exons. Gene Ontology annotation, cellular component: eukaryotic translation initiation factor 4F complex. NCBI's taxonomy places the organism in Eukaryota, Viridiplantae, Chlorophyta, Mamiellophyceae, Mamiellales, Mamiellaceae.
AUGAGCGGCGGCGCCUCUGCCAUCAGCCUGCGCCCCGGCGGCGCGGGCAUCUCGCUGCGCCCCGGCGGUGCCGGCGCCGGGGGCCCCGGUGUCUUCGCCGCCUUCGCGAUGGGCUCCCGCCCCCAGGCUCCCACCGAGUCCUCCGCGAAGAAGCUCAACGCCGAGGACGUGAUCAAGUACGACGCCGACUUUCUCAGGCAGUUCCAGGAGCGGUACAAGGAGAUCCCCGUGGAGCUCGCCACGAGCCCGGUGGAGGUGGUCAUCAACGAGGUCAACUCCGAGGCGCUCGCGUCCAUGGGCGCGGAGGCGGACGCGCAGUGGGGCAAAAAGCCCGCCGAGCCCGCCACCGCCGCCGCGCCCGAGAAGGGCGACAAGGACUGGAACGAGAAGAAGGCUGCCGACGCCGCCAAGGCUGCCGCCAAGGCUGGCAAGAAGGGGGGCAAGGUGGACCUCACCCCGCUCCCCGAGGGCACGGAGGGCGCGACCAUCGUCAAGGCGGCAAACGCGUGGUCUCGCGGGGGCGCCGACGACGACACCACCAAGGUGACCCGCGCGGUCAAGUCCAUCCUCAACAAGAUCACCCCGGAGAAGUUCGAUCGUCUGAUGGAGCAGCUCCUCGAGGCGGGGAUCAACACCGCGGCCACCUUGUCCGAGACGAUCUCCAUCGUCUUCGACAAGGCCAUCUGGGAGCCGGGUUUUUGCGGGAUGUACGCGGACGUGUGCCUCAGGCUGUCGAAGGAGCUGCCGGAGUUCCCCGGCGAGUCCGCGGACGGCAAGCCCAUGACGUUUCGCCGCAUCCUCCUCAACACCUGCCAGGAGGAGUUCGAGGGUGCCGGUAAGGCGAGGGAGGAGCUCGCCACAAUCACCGACCAAUCAGAGCGCGCGGCGGCGACGAAGCGCGUCAAGAUGCGCACGAUGGGCAACAUUCGGCUGAUCGGCGAGCUCUUCAAGAAGAAGAUGAUCGCCGAGAAGAUCCUCCACGCGUGCGUCACCGACCUCCUCGGCGCCCCCGGGUCCACCCCGCCCGAGGAGAACAUCGAGGCGCUCACCGGCCUCCUCACCACCGUCGGCAAGGAGCUGGACAACUCGCCCAAGCUCCCCAAGGAGAUGAUGGAGGGUUACUUCACCAGGCUGCAGGCGCUCGCGGACAACGCCGCGCUCGACAGCCGAGUGCGAUUCUUGUGCCGCGACGUCAUCGAGCUCCGCCGCAGCGGGUGGAUCCCGCGCGUCAAGAAGCUGGAGGCGAUGACGCUCGGAGAGAUCCACGCCGAGGCGGCGGCGGCGGGGCUCAUGUCUCCCGCGGCGACGGAGGAGAUCCUCUUCCCGGAGGGUCCGGGAGGCUCCGACGGCAUCGGCGGCGACUGGGAGAUGGUGGGCAAGGACGGCUCCGUCGGAGACGGCUCCUCCGCGCUCUCGGGCCCUUACGUGGCGCCCAAGCACAAGGCGGCGAUGCCCACCGAGAAGGAAAAGGCUAAGCGAGACGCGGAGUUGAGAAAACUCGCCAAGGAACGCGCGAUGGCCGCCGUCACCGGCACCUCCACCGCCUCCGGCGCCUCCACGUCGUCCUCCUCCGCCCCCGGCGCGGGCACUUGGGACGAGGAGAAGGUUGAGGAGAAGUGCAAGUCCGCGGUGAACGAGUUUGUGCAGGUUGCCGACGUCAAGGAGGCGGUGCUCUCCGUGCGCGAGAUUCUCGAGAAGGCGAAGAACGCCGCGUUCGCGCUCGACGCCGUGCUCAGCGCCUUCGUCACGCACGUCGUGGACUCCUCCAACGAGAAGCACCGCGACUUGUGCGCCAAACUCUUCGUUCAGCUUCGCAAGGAGUCGGAUCUCGCCGUGUCCGAGAGCGCCCUCGCCGACGCCGUCGGCGAACCAGUCGCGGGCCUCGACGACAUCGCCAUCGACACCCCCAUGGCGCCCAAGCUCCUCGGCGGGCUCGUCGCCGCGCUCAUCAUCGACGACGCCCUCGCCGCCACCUUCAUCGCGGAUAGCGCCGUGGGCGUCGAGGAUACGAUGUACCGCCGCGAGUACGUCGCCGCCAUCUUCAAGGAGCUCAAGGCGCGGGGGAAGAAGGGCGCCGCGGCGUACGCGGCGGACGGCGGCGUCGACGUCGCGGGUCUCCUCGCGGGAGAUCCCGAGUUUGACUCCCCGCUCGCCGAGUUCCUCGAGAAGAGCGGCCUGAAGGAGCUGGCCUAA